Molecule: messenger RNA, 876 nt
Organism: Phragmites australis (common reed)
Lineage: Eukaryota; Viridiplantae; Streptophyta; Magnoliopsida; Poales; Poaceae
Product: E3 ubiquitin-protein ligase SINA-like 3
Exons: 2
Coding region: 1-876 (291 amino acids)
Cellular component (GO): cytoplasm
Molecular function (GO): ubiquitin protein ligase activity; zinc ion binding
Source: RefSeq, a predicted model, not a curated record
AUGGCCGGUGGGAAGAGGGUUUCGAGUGAUCCCAUAAAAACGGGCAUAGGAAGGGGCUUGUGUGCUACAAAGAAGGUCAGGCCAUGCGUGCGAGGUGAGGCCGCGGCUGCGACGAACCAGCGUGAGGAAGAGAAGAUCAAGAUCACCGUCGCCAUCGACCCCGAGCUGCUGGAAUGCGGUGUUUGCUUCGGCCCACUGACUCCACCUCUUUUCCAGUGCGCCAAAGGCCACAUCUCAUGUUCAGAGUGCUGCACCGGUCAGGCUGUGGACUACGAGUGCCUGAUGUGCCGUGAGCCGGAGACCGCCACCCGCUGCCGCGCCAUGGAGCGCGUCCUCGACGGCCUGUCGGUGCCGUGCGCGUUCAGGCAGCACGGCUGCGCCAAGAUGAUCCCGUACGCGGAGAAGCCCGCCCACGACGCGUCGUGCGACUACGCGCCGUGCUACUGCCCCAUCGCCGGCUGUGCCGGCGGCUACGCCGGCGCGACCCUGCGCGACCACGUCGAGCUGGACCACCCGGCGGUGCACCGCACCCGCGUCAGGCCCGGCUGCCUCACCGCGCUGAGGAUGCGCGCGGGCGAGGUGGCCCGCAUGGUAUGCCUCGGCCCUGGCACGGCGGAGUUCCUGCUCGUCGUCGCGCGAGACGUGCCGUCAGGGCGCGCGCUGUCGGUGGUUCGGCUCAUGGACGAGCCGUUCGAGGAGGAGUUCAGGUACAGGAUCGAGGUGGUCGGCAAGGCGGGCGUGCUCUCGCUGUCCGGGCAGGCCGACGGCAUCGAUCGGCUACCAAGGCCGUACCAAGCGAGAGCGUUCCUCUUCGUCCCGGACGCCAUAUGGGACUCUUCUCCUGAGGACAUCCCGGUGUUCAUCGAGCUGAAAUGA